Pelecanus crispus (Dalmatian pelican) is the source of this 452-nucleotide messenger RNA. Lineage: Eukaryota; Metazoa; Chordata; Aves; Pelecaniformes; Pelecanidae. The record is from RefSeq and is a predicted model, not a curated record.
AUGGCUGGCUGGAUUCUGGGGUCUGCAUCUUUGACUUCCACUUCAGCUUUCCUCCAAGUAUUCCCUCCACAUUCACCAGCAAAAUUGUCUGUAUCUCCUACUUUGUUCAAGGGACUUGCUGCAGCCACCAAAUUGCCUUAGCUAAAGAGGAGAGAUGUUUACUGUUGCAAGGAACUGCUGGUGACCACAGAAGACACAUGAAAGACACGGACCCACUGGUGGUGGAAGCUAGGAAGGAUGUAAUUUAUUUCUGCUGCUUCAGUCAUGGCUCUGUGAUCCUUCAGAUUUUCCUGAAGAAAAACAUAUUUUGCCCUGGUGACACCAUUGUCUUCAUGACACAUACUGCCAAAAGGACAUGCAAGUAUGUUAGAAAAGUAAUUUUUGCUGUACACUGCAUCGACCUGGAUAGUGGCUUCAGAGGCAGGGGAGAACAAUGCUCCUUGAAAGACUGA